AUGGAUAAUUACGAAUCGCCUUCAGAAGUUUUAAAAAAAAAACAGAAUGGCCAGAUUGUAGAAAAUGAAAAACCUGUAGAGCCAUUAAAUGAAGACACAAAAAGCAAGUUAAAAUUUAUUGACAUAUUUAAUGAAAAUAAUGAUACAGAUAAAAAUGAAGAAAUAAAUACAUUUUUAAAACAGAAAAAAGUUAUAAAAAAAAGAAAAGACAAAAAAAAAGGUAUCCCAUUUUUUGAUGAUAAUUAUACAAACAUAGAUAUGCCAGAUUUAGACUUCUCUUUUGGAAACACAAAUUUAAAAAUAAAUGACAACAUUUUAAACGAUGAUUAUAAAACUAAAAAUGACAUGUAUGACGAUAGCCUAUAUGAUAAUUACAAUAAUAAGGUUAGUUAUUUGGUUAGUGAAGUUUAUAGAUUAAAAUCAGAAUUAGAAGAAAGUUCACAAAAAGAAUGCAAAAAAAAUGAAGAAAAUAAAAUAUUAUUGGAAAAAAAUAAUAUACUUAGCGAUAGUAUUGAUUCUAUGAAAAAGGAUAUUGAAAAAUUGAAAAAUAUAUAUGAAGAAGAAACACUUAGAAUAAAAGAAUCUUAUGAUAGACGUCUUGAGGUGUUAAAAAGUGAAUUAACCGAAAAAGAUGAUUAUUUAAAAAAAAAAAUAUUAGAUUGUGAAAAUGAAGCUAAUAAUAAAAUAACUGAUCAUGAAAAUAAAUAUCUUAAUGAGAAAAAAAAAAAUGACGAAUUAGCUACAUCAUUGGAAAAUGUAACUAAAGAAAAGGAAGACAUUGUUAGGCAAUACACAUGUGAAAUUGCGAACCAUAAAAGGGAGCAGGACAAAUAUAAGAGUGAAAUGGAAAAGUGGAAGGACGAGGCGGAAAAGUAUAAAAAAGAAAUGGAAUAUUAUAAGAAAGAAGCGGAAAAUUAUAAAAACGAAACUGAUAAGUAUAAGAAAGAAAUGGAGCAUUAUAAGAAUGAAACUGAUAAGUGGAAAACGGAAACAGAGAAAAGCAAAGACGAAAUGAAUCAACGUAUUGAAAAAAUGAAUGAAAUAAAUGAGGAGAUAAAAAGAAUAGAAAAUAUAUUAACCGAAGAAAAAAAAACUAAUGAAAAACUUCAAACAAUAAUAGAAAAUAGUGAAAAAGAUAUUACAAAUUUAAAUAAUGCCAUUAAUCAAAAAAAUGAAACUAUUAAAACAAUGGUAAAUGAUAUCUUAUUAGUCAAAAAUGUAUAUGAAGAAUUGGUUAAAGAAAAAGAAGAAAAUGAAAUAAGCAAACAAAAAUUAGUUAAAGAAAUUAAAGAAUACGAAAAAAAAAUAACAUAUUUAAAAAGUAGUGUUGAAGAAUAUAACGAAAAUAAUCAAAAACUCGUAAAAUGUAAUCAAAAGUUGAAUGAAAAUAUUAGAAAAAAAGAAAAAGAAAUUACUGCUCUUCAAAAUGAAAAUAUAUAUUUAAAAAGAGAAAAUGUAGUAUUUAAUCAAAAUUUUUUAAACUCAAAAUCGUGUAAGAGUGGACAAAUAAAUGAAUGUUCCUCUGAUUCAACUAAUUCUUGUAAACAAAAUGAAAAGCACAUGAAUAAAUAUCAAGACAACGAUUUCGAAGUUGGAAAAAAAAAAAAAAUACAUAAAAAAACUAAAAAUAAAAAAAAAAUAUGUAUAAAAGAAAAGGAAGACAUAAGUACAGAUACAAAUGGGGAAACUGAAUCGGACGAUGAAAAAAUCGAAUAUAACAUAGAAAUAUGUGAUGAAUCCGAAAAAGACGAGAAUUUAAAUGAACAAACAAAAGUAGGAAUCAUAAAGGAUACUACAAAAAGUAUUGAAUUAGUUAAAGAAGAAAAAGAUAAAAUCCAAAAUAUAGGAGGAAACAAUUUUAUUGUUCCGAAAAAUAAUAGUAAUAAAAUAGGUAGCGAAAAAUUGUUAAGCUAUAAACAGCUUAAUAUGAACAUAUUUGAUUCUAAGAAAAAUGAAAAUAACCAUUUCAUAAAUGAUAAAGGGAAAAAAAUUAGUUCGAAUAUUGCCAUAGAUCAAUCUGAUUAUAAUAAUGACAUUUUACAUAUAGAAUAUUCAUCUCCUGUAAAUUUAAAAAAAAAAAUAAAAGAACAACUUAAGCAUAGUCUUAUGCAAACUAACAAAAUUCAACUUUUUGACAUAACAAGUAAUUUAGUAAAUAUAGACAAUUUGAGCAAUGCAUUAGAGAGAAAAACGAAAUCAAAUUUUAUAAAAAGGGAUAUUCAUGACAAACUUGGAAUUUUUUAUGAUGAAUCUAAUGAUGAUAUACCAUAUCAAGAAAGUGAAGAAGAAGAUGAGAAUAAUAAUAAUAAAAAAGAAAUAUGGAUGAAUAAUACAAAAAAAGGAUAUCUCAAUCUAAAAACUAAUAGCUUAUUAGAUAACACAUUAAGUGGCAAUUUUUCGAAUAAACAAUUGAACAGUAGUUUUCUUGAUAAAAAAAUGAAUAAUCCUUUUAUUAAUAAAGAAUUUGGAAGUAAUAAAUAUUUAUAUGAUUUAAAUUUAUAUAAACUAAAAAAAUGUAAUAUCAUUAGCUAUAAUAAUAGUAUAAUACCUAUAAAAAGGACAAAAAAAAAUAAUUUGAUGAGAAGUAUAAUGGAUAGUAACAAAACAUACAUAGAUAGUAUAAACAAGCUAAAUGCAGAUAAAAAUUAUUUAAAUAAAUAUAAUGAACGAAAUGAAAUGAAUAAUUCGUCAUUAAAAUGGAGUGAUACAAAUACUGUAAGUAACAUAAAUCAACUGCAUGAUGACCAAGGCGAGGUUAUAAUUCAGCCAAUAAAUUUACAAACCAUAGAGAAUGUUAAAGGAGAUAACAAAGCUAUUGAUUAUUUCCUUUCUCAUAUACAAAAUAAUAAAUUAAAUAAUAGUAUCUUAUUGAUGGAAAAAGGAAAUAAAGCUAUAACAAAAAUUCCCAACAGCCAGUUAUAUUUUUCGAACAAGUCUAAUAAGCAACAGAAAAAAGAAAAAACAAAAAGCCAGGAUGAAAACAAAAUAAAUGAACAUAAUAAUGAGGAUACACAUGCUAUUUCUUCCUUUUUAAAUAAAAUGGAAAAUAUAAAUGAUGAUCCAAAUGAUAAGAUUUCUAACAAUUUUGUUAUAAAAAAGGAUUUUAAAAAUUUGAUAAGUGAUGAUAAAUAUGCAGAUGUAAAUAAUCAAAAAUCCAUAAGAUCAUAUCUAUUAAGUAAGUACAAAAAGAAAAGUAAUGUAUAUGGCUUGUUCAUAAUUAAUGAACGAUUAAAAAAUAUAUAUAAAAAUAUUGAAAAUAAAAAAAAAUCAAUCAGUAAUUUCCCUAUAAAUAUGUGUAAUAUAGAAGACAUGAAAAAAUUCAGUAAUUCAUUUAGUAUUAUACAAAAUGAGUCUCAAGAAUAUUUUGAAAAUACAAACCCUGUUAAAAAUAGUGAAAAUCAAAAUUUUAAUAACAAAAAAGACGAAGAUGAAAAAUCUAUUGUAUAUCCAAAUAUUGAAGAAAACAAACUCUUAUUAGAAAUCCCGGAAACACAAAAGGAAGAGAUAAUAGGUGUACAGUUGAGCGAUGAUGAUGAUGCUAAGAGUCAUAUCAAAGAUGGUGACAACAAUAGUGAUGAUGAAAAUGAUAAUAUUUGUGCCGUAAUAAAUUAUGAACAUCCACAGGAUACUUUACAAGAAGUUGUGACCCAAAUUAAUAAAAAUAAAAAUAGUGAAAUUUGUGAUGAUUAUAAUGACAGUAUAGAAACUUAUGCUUGUGAUAGUGAACAUACACAAAUUUUCGAUUAUAAAGAGAAAGAAAAAGGAGAAAGGACAAUAAAAUCCAAAAAUUUUGAAGAAAAUAAUGAUUUGAUUUACAUGAACGGUUCAGGUGAAAAUCGAUUAAAAAUUAUUUCAUGUUCAGAAAAAAAUGACGAAAAAGAAAAAAAUAUUAUCAAUAAUGAUGAAAAUGAACCAUCAAAAAAACUAAGCGACUUAUUUUCAAAACAUGUUAAUAUUAGUGAGCAUAUGAGAAAGUUGCCUGUGUUAUACAGUAGCAAAAUUCUAAAAAAAGGGAAUCACAAUAUAUCUUUGAAUGGUAAUAAUAAAAAAAAGAAAAAUAAUGAACGUAAUAUAAAUCGUGAUGAUUGCUUUAAAAAUGACUUCAAAUUAGAUGAAAGCCAAGAUGAAUAUUAUGAAUUGUUGGAUAGUAGAAACGGAUAUGGGAAUAUCUUUGAAAAUUUAAAUGAGAGCAAAAUUAUUCUAAGAAAUGGAAAAAAAGAUAAAAAAUAUAAAGAUUAUUUAAAUAAAAUAAAAGCAGACAUGAUUGAAAACAAAGACGAAAUUUUCGAUGAUCAAAAAAUAGUGAAACAUCACGAAAAAGACACAUUCAAUAUAAAUGACACACUUAAUACAAGUUUUAAUCACUUUUUAUUAUCAUAUAAAUUAAAUAGAAGGGGACUUGAAAAUAGUAACAGUGGAUACAAUAAUAAUGAACAUGAUAAUAAUAGUAAUACAAUCUUUGAUAUAAUAAAAUCUGAAAAGUUGAACAAAAUAAAAAAAAAACAAACAAUUUUGGCACUUCAUAAUGAAAUUUCAAAUAAUGUUAUAAAAAAUAAACCCCAAAAUAUUCAAUUUGAUCAUUAUUACAAUAAAUUAAAAAUAUUACGAGAUAAAAACCAAAGGCUAAAAAAUGAUAGAGAUUUGUCAAGUGAAAAUUAUGAAAAAUCGAAUUUGUCAACCCAAAAUAUUUUAUUACCUACUAGCCAAAUAUCAUCAGCCUUACAUAAUAAAUCUGAACGUUCAGGUAAAACAUUCAAUAAUAUUUACGAUAAAAAAACAAGUGAAAGUUUCCUUUUUAAUAGUAACCCAUUAAAUAAUAAUUCAGCAAAUAAUCAUAGGGACCAUCAAAAUAAUUUUAUGGUACGAAAAAAAUGA
Plasmodium vinckei vinckei is the source of this 4875-nucleotide messenger RNA. RefSeq names its product conserved Plasmodium protein, unknown function. The transcript has a single exon. The coding region runs from base 1 to 4875 and encodes 1624 amino acids. The record is from RefSeq and is a predicted model, not a curated record. NCBI's taxonomy places the organism in Eukaryota, Apicomplexa, Aconoidasida, Haemosporida, Plasmodiidae.